AUGAUCAGAGCGUUUGCUGUCUCAUUAACUUUUUUGUAUUAUGCGACCUUCGGAAUUCCACUGAGACAUCAUGCAUUUUCUCCGGAAAGUGUUACCGACUACUUCAGUUCUUCAGGUAGGUGAGCCCAGGCAACUUUUGGCCUGCCAUUUCAGCUACCAGACCUUAAUCUCAUAGGAACUGCCGUUCUAACAAGAACACAGAAAUUGUAUAUGUGGAAAGUUGAAUUAGGUGUGUGCCAAUCGAAAUUUUUUUCUCAAAAUCCGUAGUUGUGCUAUCCAAAUGCAUAGUAAUCCGCAAAGUCUGUGCGGCGUUUGUGCGCGAAUGCAGUUUCCUGUGUUACUUUAAUCACGCUGUCUACUUACAAGGUCACAUCACUUGUGCUAAGUUUCUUUGCUUUUCAAGCAAAUCACACACCCUCUUAGUUUCCCCUAUACAUAUGUAUACAUCUGAAAUGAAAGGCUGCAGUUCCUGGUGAAAAAUUUGCAAAGAGAAAGAGCUCAUCGGAGCAGGUCUUAUGCAUUGUUGACGGUUUGGAUGGCUAAGUCUAUUCACAGAAACGUCAACAGCAUAAUAAACCUGUUUCGAUGAGCCUUUUAUUGUUCUUACAUUACCUAUAUAAUUGCUUGUGUCCUCUAAUAUUGCCGGGGAAAUUUGGGCGAAUUUGGGAAAGAUUUACCGGAACAGAGCUUGUUGAGUGAGGCCAAAGGUAUUAGGCAGGGAUUUUAUGUGAUAAACAUCAACUUCAGAGAAGAACACGAGUGACGUCCGCUCCCGCAAACCUGGGCAAUAUAUGCUUCACAGGCCGAAAAUAAUUGAAUUUACAUACCAACAAGAGUAUGAAUUAGGAGCUAUGAGACCGCUUGACUUUAUUGAGAUAUAAUUCGGAAGUCCUAUUCGGAACAUUUUAAGAAAUUGCGCUCUGUUUUCUGUACAGCAGCAGUGUUCGUCAUAUAUGGCUAAAAAUUAUCUAGGGAAUGGUGUUGAGAGCCGAAGUCGCCAUAUUGUUUUUCGUGUAGUGACACCAACUCGUAAAAUGCCCCAGCAUAUAUUUAUGCUCAAUCUUGCCAGGAUAGAGAUUGGCGGGAUUGUUGCCAGAGCAGAAUAUCCCUUUCUAAAAUUGUAAGUCGCGGACAUGAGGAUAGUUUUUAAAUGGGAAGAGUAAUGAAGAAAUGGGUCUACAUAUUUAUUCGUGAUGAUCAUAUUUCAGCCCAAAACUGCAACUUCCUUGCUCGGCUAUGCUAGUCGGCUUUAUAACAACCUUUUCAAGCUGCAUUACCUACACACAUACUUUUCAAUUGUUUUGACGAGAAGCAAAAGUGGGAAUAGAAAACGUAUUCUUUAGCGCCCGUCAUUCUCAUUUUCUGCUGUGAUAGUAAGGCAUCUGUAUCUUAGUAUCUUUCCCAGUGCAUUUUCGUCUCACUGGCGUUCUUAUGGGUAAAAAUUUACCCUCUCUUUCAACAACGGGAUGUUACGGCAAAUAGCAAAUUAUUAUACUUUUCCCUUUUGUAAUUUUCACUAUCGUAGUUGCUGCUGCUUAGGUGUCCUAAAUGUAAUGCGGAUGCCAGUUGGUAACUUAAAAUAAACGUUUUGAUAUGACAGAGUCGGCUUACAUUUGUAGACGACAACGACCCAAUGCAUGGGAUCUUUCCCAAUCAAAAUCUAAAACUAACACAGUGGGAUGUCGGUAAUCGAGAAUUUAAACGACAAAGUAAGUUUUGGAUUUUUCAGCCACAUUUUCAGGUCAAAAAGGUCGUCGUGGAUUUGCAUCUUAUGAUGAGCUGUUUAGCAAAUUUGAAUUGCCGCAACCCGAGUUUCUCGGUUGA
This is a messenger RNA of Spirometra erinaceieuropaei, 1824 nucleotides long. NCBI's taxonomy places the organism in Eukaryota, Metazoa, Platyhelminthes, Cestoda, Diphyllobothriidea, Diphyllobothriidae. The record is from the annotation of a GenBank genome assembly.